This is a messenger RNA of Triticum aestivum (bread wheat), 3168 nucleotides long. RefSeq names its product nucleolin. Lineage: Eukaryota; Viridiplantae; Streptophyta; Magnoliopsida; Poales; Poaceae. The coding region runs from base 1 to 2754 and encodes 917 amino acids. The record is from RefSeq and is a predicted model, not a curated record. Gene Ontology annotation, molecular function: RNA binding. The transcript is spliced from 13 exons.
AUGUGUAUUUUGUGGCAAUCUAAUCUAAUCUGUCCCGUCCCCAACCCUAACCCCCAACUCCACUCCUUCAUCAGCAAGCAAAGCAAAGGCAUGGCGCCGGCGGCCGGUCGCGGGCGAGGACGAGGACGGGCCCGGGGACGCGGCCGCGGCCGCGGGCGAGGACGCGCGGCCAAGACCCCGCCUCCAGCCGCAGAACCCGCGCCGGAGGAGGCCCCCGACGCCGCCCACCACCAAGAGCAAGAGCAGGAGCAGGACAAGGACAAGGGGCAGGAAGAGCAGGAGCAGCUCACCCACACCCAAGAUGCCUCUGCCUCUGCUUUUGCCGGGCGGGAGACGAUUGAGAUCUCCGACUCGCCGGACGCAUCCCCUCAGCAUCAACAACAAGGAGGCGCCUCCUCCUCGCCACACAUAUAUACUACUAGCUCAACCCAUCAGAUCAAGGAGGAGCCAAGCUCAAUCACAGCCGUCCACCACAAACCCCAUGAGCCCUCUCCCUCUGCUGCCACCAAUAUUGACGAGCAGCAGGAGAAAAUGGAGGUGGAGGCUGGAGAGCCUCAUGAUAUGUUCUUGUCCGUACAGGAAGAAGAAGCAGCAGCCCCUCCACAAGAAGAACAAGAGGCAGACAAGCAAACGCUACAGAACAAGGCAGCACAGGUGAUAGAGCCGGAGGGUGGAAAACCCGAUGAUGAUGAUGAUGAUGAUGAUGAUGAUGAUGAUGAUGAUGAUGAUCUAGUCGUAAAGGGUGAUGUUGCUGCAACUGAUGAUGCACAAAAUAAGCAAGACAGUCAAGCUCACCAACUCCACCAGGAGGAACAAAUGCUUGCUGCAACUCAUGAUGAUGCAGAAAAUAAGCAAGGCACCCAAGCUCACCCACUCCACCAGGGAGAAAUGGAUGCUGAGCGGGAAGAGGAGGAGGAGGAGGAUCCCGAAGAGGUCAUUUUCGAGGACUCUGUCUCUGUGGGUGACGGGCAGGCCGCAACUGAGGACAAACAAGGAGAUGACCCUGCUGCUAGGGCCACGGAGGACGACGACGGGCAGGCUGCAGCUGAGAGCAAACAGGAAGAGCACCGUGCUAGGGCGAUGGAGGAGGACGUGCAGGCUGCAGGUGAGAUCAAACAGCAAGAGGACGAGCGCAAGGUUAUGUCAGACAUGGCCAAGAACAGGCAGCGCAAAAAGGAGCUAGAGAUCUUUGUGGGAGGGCUGGACCGUGAAGCCGUCGAGGAGGAUAUCAGGAAGGUGUUUGCGCAGGUCGGUGAUGUUGUGGAGGUCCGUCUCCACAAGGAUCCCUCCACCAACAAGAACAAGGGGUUUGCGUUCGUCAGGUUUGCAAACAAACAGCAGGUGGCUCGGGCGCUUGCUGAGGUGAAGAAUCCUAUGAUACAUGGCAAACGUUGUGGUGUUGCUGCUAGCGAGGACAACGAUACACUCUUCUUGGGCAAUAUUUGCAAUACAUGGACAAAGGAAGCUAUUAAGAAGAGGCUGCUUGACUAUGGGGUAGAAGGAGUUCAAAGUUUAACUCUUGUUCCUGAUACUCAAAACGAAGGCCAGAGCCGUGGUUUUGCAUUUCUCGAGUUCUCUUGCCACGCGGAUGCGAUGCUUGCAUUCAAAAGGCUGCAGCAACCAGAUGCUCUAUUUGGUCACCCUGAGAGAACUGCAAAAGUUGCCUUUGCAGAGCCAAUAAAAGAAGCAGAUGCAGAAGUUAUGGCUCAGGUCAAAUCAGUUUUUAUUGAUGGACUUCCACCAUACUGGGAUGAAGAACGUGUUAAAAACCGAUUCAGAGCUUAUGGUGUGAUAGAACGAGUUGUGCUUGCUCGCAAUAUGUCUAGUGCUAAAAGAAACGAUUUUGGAUUUGUCAACUUCUCAACCCAUGAGGAGGCUCUUGCUUGUAUUGAAGCCACCAACAACACCGAGCUGGGUGAUGAUGGAAAAGCAAAGCUAAAAGUAAGGGUUAGACUUUCAAACCCUUUACCUAAAAGUCAGGCUGUGAAAGGUGAAAUGAGUGGCGGGUUUCGAAUUGGACAUCCUGGAUCUGGUUUUAACAGGCCUGGUAGAGGUUUUAAUAGGGACAGAGCUGCCCCUCGCCGGGAAGGUUUCCAUGGUGAUAGGGGUUUCAAUAAUCACACUCCUGGUCGUGGUGCGAGAUUUAAUUCUGCAUACAGUAACAACAGUUUUGAAGCUUCGCCCUCUGAUUUCCGAGCCAGGCAGGCUCCUCCUGCCUUUCGAGGGGGGAGAUGGGAACCUUCCUCAGGAAGGCAUGAUUUCUUUGAUAGAGGGCAGGGGAGAGGGUAUCAUCAUCCACCUAGAGGGCCAACAUUUGAGCCUGAGGGUGAUUUUGGUAGACCCUUUGGUGAAAACCCAUAUCUCUAUGAAGAUGUUCGGCAUAGUGCUAAGAGGCCAUAUUCUCACAUGGAACCCGGCCCUCCUGGAUACUUUGAGCAUGGUCCUCCUCGUGUGCGCCCUCGCUUUGACCAUUACGAGCAGCCACCAUUUCCUGGAGGGAACCGUUUUGGUCAUUAUGACCAGCCACCAUUUCCUGGAGGUGACCGCCACAGAGACUCUUUUGGGACGAGGGGUGGUUAUUCACGUGAUCACUAUGGCCCUGGUUCUGGUCCUGGUCAUGCCCCGCCCCCCGCCCAUGCCCAUGCCCCGCCCCCUGCCCAUGCCCAUGCCCAUGCCCCAGCUCAAUAUGGUAGGGGUGCAUUCCGACCACACCAAAGAGGCGGGCAUUCUGGAGGCGGUUAUUACCACCACUAGGUGGUAUCACAGUAUGUCUCUUGUCACCUGGUGUGACUUCGUGUUACUGGUCCUGUUUGAUAUUUGCAUCGUGGGGCACUAACAUGGGUUUACAUGCAGACUUCAGGUGGUGCCGCGUUACACUAGUGUUUGUGUUUGGUAUGACUAGUGAGAAACAUUAUGCCGCUUAUUAGCUACUAGUACUCACAGGUCGGUUGGUUGUUAGUUAUCUUGAGAUGAUAAUUACCGUUGUUGGGGAGCAAUAAUUAAUUUUCCUUGUUAAAGGACAUGUUUGGGGUGAUGAAUGUGUUGUGAGGAUAUUGGUGGAUGAUGUUAUAGAACUAGAGGCAUGAGUGACAUGGACCGACCUCUCUGUAUUUGAUUAGAUAACACUGUGGAUUAUGGAUUUUAGACAGUUUAUGUGGCUUUGCCUGA